GUUGAAUUAUAUUUUGUCUAGCGUGCGGACGUGCUGUGGAUUCACACUCGGCCUGCUCCCACAACAAAUACUUGUUUAAAACUGUGCGAAAAGAAAAGCGCGAGCUAAAGAAGUUAAAAGCUACUUGGUCAAGGAAACAGGUUGAUGCAAUAUGCCGCCCAACGCCCAUGCCGGUGCCCAGUCCAUCACGGACUCGCUGAUCGCCGCAGCUAAUGCAGCCGCCGAUUCCGAUCAGAACCUCACAAAACUGCAGCAGGACUCCACGGGUGUGCUCUUCGAGUGCGAUGUGGAGACCACCGAUGGCGGACUCGUCAAGGACAUUCUCCCGAUGAAGAAGGCGGACAAGCGUAAAAUGAAGCUCGUCUGGCGCAACAUCAUUGCCUUUGGAUACUUGCAUUUGGCUGCACUCUACGGCGCCUAUCUGAUGAUCACCUCGGCAAAGUGGGAGACAAUCGGCUUAGCUUACAUCUUAUAUGCUGUGUCCGGAUUGGGAAUUACUGCUGGCGCCCAUCGUCUCUGGGCCCAUCGUUCAUACAAGGCAAAGUGGCCGCUGCGUUUAAUUCUGGCCACCUUCAACACCAUCGCCUUCCAGGAUGCCGCCUAUCACUGGGCGCGUGAUCAUCGUGUGCAUCACAAGUACUCGGAGACGGAUGCCGAUCCCCACAAUGCCACCCGUGGCUUCUUUUUCUCGCACAUUGGAUGGUUGCUGUGCAAGAAGCAUCCCGAGGUGAAAGCCAAGGGUAAGGGUGUUGAUCUAUCUGAUCUGCGCAAGGAUUCCAUAUUGAUGUUCCAGAAGAAAUACUACAUGAUCCUGAUGCCUUUGCUUUGCUUUAUUCUGCCCACGAUGAUUCCCAUGUACUUCUGGAACGAGACGUUUGUGAAUGCGUGGUUUGUGGCCACCAUGUUCCGUUGGUGUUUCAUCCUGAACGUGACCUGGCUGGUAAACAGUGCUGCCCACAAGUUCGGUGGUCGUCCCUAUGACAAAGAGAUCAGCCCUUCUCAGAACAUUUCCGUUGCUGUUCUUGCCUUCGGUGAGGGCUGGCAUAACUAUCAUCAUGUGUUCCCCUGGGAUUACAAGACGGCCGAGUUUGGCAAAUACUCUCUAAACUUCACCACCGCCUUCAUUGACUUCUUCGCCAAGAUUGGCUGGGCCUACGACCUGAAGACCGUGUCCCCGGAGAUCAUCAAGAAGCGUGUGAAGCGCACUGGUGACGGCACUCACGCCACUUGGGGUUGGGGCGACACCGAUCAGCCAAAGGAGGAGAUCGAUGAUGCGCUGAUCAUUCACAAGAAGAGCGAAUAGGCGAGCCAAAAAACUAGCGAGCGAGCAAUAGGAUGCUGAUCAGGGAGGGUUUAGCCGAAAAUCAAUCAAAACCAACACAAUUUUCCAUUUUGCAAAUGUCCGAGAAACAUUUCCUUAGCAGCAUAUAAAAACAAAAAGAAGCAAAAAACCAUUUAAUUAAUUCUAAGAUAAAACGUUGAUGAUAAAUGUUUGUUGUUUAUCGAAAACUCUAUACCGUCUGUGUUAAUCCAGCUCUGGAAAUGUUUUUUUCGCUCUGGAAUUGCUUUUGAAGACAGACAGAAACUAUCUUUAAAUUUACAAUUGCUUACAUUUGAUUAAAAAAAACCUGUAUAUUGAGAGUUGUAAUUCCAUCGUACAAUUGAGUCAAAUUUGAGCUUUUCAUUCGAUAUUAUUUUGGAGUUCAUAAUGGAAAAGGAAAGUGGAGGAGAUAUUUUCAGUUAAAAACUAAAAUUAAUUAAUACACAUACACAUUAAAAGUAAACUUUCUGUUUCAAAACGAGAAA
Molecule: messenger RNA, 1806 nt
Organism: Drosophila miranda
Lineage: Eukaryota; Metazoa; Arthropoda; Insecta; Diptera; Drosophilidae
Product: acyl-CoA Delta(11) desaturase
Exons: 5
Coding region: 152-1303 (383 amino acids)
Biological process (GO): unsaturated fatty acid biosynthetic process
Cellular component (GO): endoplasmic reticulum membrane
Molecular function (GO): stearoyl-CoA 9-desaturase activity; iron ion binding
Source: RefSeq, a predicted model, not a curated record